Messenger RNA from Neoarthrinium moseri, 1149 nucleotides. RefSeq lists its product as uncharacterized. The record is from RefSeq and is a predicted model, not a curated record. Gene Ontology annotation, molecular function: methyltransferase activity. NCBI's taxonomy places the organism in Eukaryota, Fungi, Ascomycota, Sordariomycetes, Amphisphaeriales, Apiosporaceae. The coding region runs from base 1 to 1149 and encodes 382 amino acids. The transcript is spliced from 4 exons.
AUGCCUGACCGACCGCAUGCGAGCCAGACUCCGCAGGGGGGUACUUCACGAACGGGAGAUACCAAUUGGAGUGGCACACAUAUCCCAACGGCGCCAGCCAAUUUCCCAUCACAGUAUGAGGUUCUUUCGCAGGCAUCGGCUUCGCUCACGGACGCUUCCAACUUGGAAGCCGACCCAAAGCCAUACGUCGCGCCGUUCGGGGAAAGAGAAAGAGGCUGGACCAUACCAGAUAUGUACUCGACUGUCGACGAGAAUGGGAGGACGUAUCAGGGUUUCAUGCCUGGAGAAUACUCUCUCCCCAACGACGGCGAGGAGCAAGACCGCCAAGAUUUCCAACACGCACUGUACAAUAUUAUCCUCGAUGGAAAACUCGCGAGUGCUCCCAUACGAUCCCCAAAACAUAUUCUCGAUAUAGGCACAGGAACUGGCAUCUGGGCAAUCGAUGCGGCUGAACUUUGGCCCUCUGCACGAGUUAUCGGCACAGAUCUGAGCCUCAUUCAAGCGGCGCCAAGAACCAGCAACUGCCAUUUCUUCUUGGAGAAUUCCGAAACUCAAGACUGGGUGUACUCAUCUCCGUUCGAUUACAUCCAUCUCAGGAGCGUAGGGCCUUGCUUCACCGACAUCCGGACAGUGUUUCAGAAAGCGUACAACCAUCUGGCUCCAGGGGGGUGGAUUGAACUCCAGGACGGGGCGUGGGAGCUGUACUCUCUUAACAAUACCUCUCGAGGCUCGGCGUUCGAACGUUGGCUGGCCCUGAUCAAAGUAGGAUCUCUCAAUCAGGGACGUGACAUGACCAAGAUACGAAGCCACAGAGAUUACCUCAAACAGGUCGGGUUCGUCAACAUUGGGGAAAAGGAAACACCGGUCCCCACCAGCCCCUGGGCCAAAGACAGGAAGUCAAAGAAGAUGGGCUACUUCCUGGGGAGCUCCAUGCUAUCUGCACUGGAGCCUUACCGGAAAACCAUAGGGUCUGCAGGAUUAUCCCCAGAGGAGAUCGACGAGCUUGUAGCCGCAGUCAAGCAGGAACUUCUUGACUUGCGCAACCAUUGGUUUAUGCCGGCCUGUGUUAUCUAUGCGCAGAAGCCGUUCAACCAAGAGUAUGGGACAGGAGGGCAAACACAUUUCAAACAGGAGCCUGGGAAGCCAUGA